Molecule: messenger RNA, 2028 nt
Organism: Hydra vulgaris (swiftwater hydra)
Lineage: Eukaryota; Metazoa; Cnidaria; Hydrozoa; Anthoathecata; Hydridae
Product: C-type mannose receptor 2
Molecular function (GO): signaling receptor activity
Source: RefSeq, a predicted model, not a curated record
AGUAAUGUUUUGAUUUAUUAAUUUAAACAAUUUUUUUUUUAAUCAGAAUCAUCAUUUUACUUUUAGAAAGACAAUUAGAAAGAUGACAGCUAUGAUUUUUGUGUUGCAAAAAUUGGUUUUUUAUUAUAUAUUUUCCUGUUUAACAACAACAACUGUAACCACAACAGCUCAAGCUCAAACAAAUAAAGCAGUUCUUGGUGGUACUUGCCCUAAAGGCUGGAGUAAUAAUGGAAACUAUUGCUACUUUUUCUACAGUAUAAAUGUUACUCAACCUGGAAAAGAUUGGUUGGAUUCUCUUUUAUGGUGUUUGAAUAAUGGAGGAAAUUUGCUAAGUGUAGCUGAUCAAGCAGAAAAUUUAUUUAUUGUAAACAAUCUUAAAAAUGAGAAAAUGAAAAAUCAACAUUUUUGGAUCGGUCUCAAUGCUCAUCAGAGACUAUUUGUGUGGUCUGACAAUACAGCUUCUUUUUUUUCUAAUUGGAGGCAGGGUCAGCCUGAUAAUCUAUUAGGAAGAGAGAGCUGCGUGGAAACAAAUUCUUAUGGUUGGAAUGACCACGUUUGUGAUAGCCAAUUUGGUUUUAUUUGUAAGAUAAAAAAAGAGAUUUAUGGUAAUGGUUGUUUAAAUAAAAGCUUUGAAUAUGGCAGCAAUUGCUACUUUUUUUAUGGAAAUGUAGCUCAUGAAGGUGUAGAUUGGCGAAAAGCUCAUUACUUAUGUAAAAACAUGGGAGGAAAUUUGUUAAGUGUAACAAACCAAGCAGAAAAUUUAUUCAUAUUAAACCAGCUUAAAAAUGACAGUAUGAAAAACCAGUACUUCUGGAUUGGUUUUAAUGCUCUUAAAAGAACCUUUUCUUGGACUGAUAAUACAGCUCCACUUUUUUUAAAUUGGAAGAAUGGUGAACCUGAUAAUUUUAGUGGAAAUGAGCUUUGUUCUGAAAUAACUACUGAUGGUUGGAAUGAUGUUAGUUGUGACAAUCACUUUGGAUUUAUUUGUAAAACUAAGCAAGGAUUUUCAUUAAGUGGUCAUGAUGAUGAUGAUAUUAGUGAUGGUCACAAAUUGACUCCUUUAACUGCAGCGACUAAAGAUAUGAUUUCCUGCUGGUUUCUUAAAAGAUUUUGCAAACUUUACUAUGAUGAAGAGCUUUGUUCUGUAGUUGAAUACUCGUGCCCGACACUUAAAGCUCCAACAUCAAUGACAACUACUUUUUCAUCAACCAUAACUAAAACUACAGCAACCACAACUGAUUCUACAACAACUUCAACUGACCCUACAACAUCAACAACUGAGACGACAACAACCACAGUUGAAACCACAACAGCCACAACUGAGUCUACAACAACUACACCUGUGACAACAACAACACCUGAAACGACAACAACAAUUCAAACGACAACAACAACUGAAGCACCAUCUACAACUGAGACGACAACAACAACUGAAACGACAACAACUACUGAAUUACCAUUUACAAUUGAGACGAUAACAACAACUGAAACGACAAUAACAACUGAAGCACCAUUUACAACUGAGACGACAACAACAACUGAAACGACAACAACAACUGAAGCACCAUCUACAGCUGAGACGACAACAACAACUGAAAUGACAACAACAACUGAAGCACCAUCUACAGCUGAGACGACAACAACAACUGAAAUGACAACAACAACUGAAGCACCAUCUACAGCUGAGACGACAACAACAACUUAAACGGCAACAAUAACUGAAGCACUAUCUACAGCUGAGACGACAGCAACAGUUUAAGCAACCAUCAACUAAAGAAACUACAACAACUAAAGCAACAACAUCAAUUGAAAGAAAAAAUAAUAACUGAAGCUGUAAUAACAACUGAAGCUACAACAGCAACAACUUAAUCUACAACAUUGACAGCUAAGACGAUAACAACAACUUAAACGGCAACAAUAACUGAAGCUACAACAACGACAACUGAAUAUAAGUUCGUUAAAUAUUCGUUAAAUAUUUUGUAAAUUAAUUGCUUUAUAUCUUUUAAUUAGAUCUGAAUUCUAUUUCAA